Molecule: messenger RNA, 2199 nt
Organism: Solanum dulcamara
Lineage: Eukaryota; Viridiplantae; Streptophyta; Magnoliopsida; Solanales; Solanaceae
Product: type I inositol polyphosphate 5-phosphatase 8-like
Exons: 11
Coding region: 167-1657 (496 amino acids)
Biological process (GO): phosphatidylinositol dephosphorylation
Molecular function (GO): phosphatidylinositol-3,4,5-trisphosphate 5-phosphatase activity; inositol-polyphosphate 5-phosphatase activity; phosphatidylinositol-4,5-bisphosphate 5-phosphatase activity
Source: RefSeq, a predicted model, not a curated record
CAAACCAACCAAUAUUUUUGUUUUCCCUUCUCUUUCUCUGUGCAAAAAACACAAGUGAAAAGGAAAGAUCAAUAAACAUGAAUUACUAGUAAUUCCAUUGAAGAAACUACAAAAAAAGUUCAAAAAUCAAGAAAUUCUAUCAAAAAUAUUUCUUCAUUUGGUGGUCAUGAAAACAGAGCAAAAAUUAUCCAAGUCUUCGUGGACUAAAAAGGUAGUUAGGAAAUGGUUGAAUAUGAAGAGCAAAUCUGAGGAAUUUCAUUCAGAUCAUAUAAUAGAUGUGAUGGGUGGUAGAGGAGAAAGAAGAAGAAAGAGUUGUUCGGAUGACGGGAGUUGCGCCGUCGUGCCGGAGGAAUUAUCCGAAAGUUGGUUGAUGGGAGGAAAUGGAGGAAUUGAAGAGCAAAUAUUGGAGAAAGAGACAUCCACUCAUCAAAACCUUAGGAUGUUCGUGGGGACAUGGAAUGUAGGAGGCAAGUCACCACAUGAAGAGUUGAACUUAGGUGAUUGGUUGAAUUCCACUGCGCCGGCUGAUAUUUAUGUGCUCGGGUUCCAGGAAAUUGUCCCUCUAAAUGCAGGCAAUGUAUUAGGUCCAGAGAACAGUGGACCAGCUGCCAAGUGGCUUUCAUUGAUUCGCCAAACUUUAAACAACGACACUAACACGCCUGAUCUUUCUCCUAAUUACAUUAACACCCCAAAAUCCAAGCAAAAAAGUUCAUCCUUGCCCCUUGAUGACUUGAACCAACAACAAUCUAGUCCGAAACCAAGGGCAAGCUUCUCGGAUUUGAUCAAAUUGGAGAAUGAAUUCGAACGAGAUGAUUGGGAGAGGCUCAUGAGAAUGAAUGACGAUGUAUCACCUAGUCCAAAUUGCACGUCGAAUAGAUAUAGCUCUUCUAGUCAAGGGCAAAAUAGAUAUUGCUUGGCCGCAAGCAAACAAAUGGUUGGGUUAUUUUUAUGCAUAUGGACUCGUACUGACUUGUAUCGACACAUUAGCAACUUGAAAGUUUCGUGUGUUGGAACAGGCAUCAUGGGCUAUCUUGGAAAUAAGGGUUCAAUAUCGAUCAGUAUGACAUUGCAUCACAAGACGUUUUGUUUCGUUUGUACUCAUUUGGCAUCGGGAGAGAAAGAAGGCGAUGAGAUUAAAAGAAAUUCCGAUGUCAUGGAAGUAUUGAAGAAAACAAGAUUCUCCCAUAGUAGGGUUAUUGGAAAACCUCUUCCUCCCUAUCACAUUUUGGAUCACGACAAGAUAAUUUGGCUUGGAGAUUUGAAUUAUCGUCUUACAUCGGGCUGCGAGGACACGUACGAGUUGGUUAAAAAUAGUGACUGGAAAGCACUUCUAGAAAAAGAUCAGCUAAGGAUAGAGCAAAGAGCAGGAAGAAUAUUCAAUGGUUGGAAAGAAGGAAGAAUUUACUUUGCACCAACAUACAAAUACCUCUAUAAUUCUGAUCAUUAUGUAGCUCAUACUUGUUCAUCCAAGGAAAAGAGAAGGACCCCUGCCUGGUGUGACAGGAUACUAUGGAAAGGUGAAGGACUUAAACAAAUAUGUUAUGUUAGAGGUGAAUCAAAAUUCUCGGAUCACAGACCAGUUUAUUCACUUUUCUCAGUAAAUAAUCAUAUUACCUCAAAUUACCUCAGUAAAAAAGAAUAUUUUACCACCCUUUAGUUCCAAAAGCCCGAAAUCACUCAAUAAUUAGAGUCCAAAAGCCUGAAAUCCGUCAGCUGCUCGGCCCGGCCCGGCCCGUUCGAUUAACUAAGGAUAUUUUGCUUUUUUGACAAAUGACAGUCUACACGCGGGCCCGACCUGGCCUGCCCGGCCCGAAGUUUUCUGAAUUUUUUUAAUGGUUUAGAAGAUUGUUGCAUUAGUGGAUUCUGAUAAAGUGACAUGCGGGUGUAGCGUGCUUGGUGGCAAGCGUGGUGGGGUUUUGACACGUGGCUAUCAAGAAAUGAUGUUUGGUAUUGCCAUGACCCUAGUUGAUAAUAGCAAUUGUUUGUUUGUUUUUUUAUUUUUUGGUAUUUUUGUAUUUGGGAAAGGAAGAAAAGUAAAGUUGGAAGGCCUAAUUAUGGCAAAUGUAAACAGAAGUUUUUUUGGUUUUUUUUUGGUUUGUUGAAAUAUUGGUUUAAGAACUUGAGGGAAGAAGAGCAUAUAUGGCCUCUCAUCAACUUUGUAAUAUCAAUAUUUUUGGUUCUUUAAAUGAAUUUCUUUUC